This is a messenger RNA of Owenia fusiformis, 2002 nucleotides long. Lineage: Eukaryota; Metazoa; Annelida; Polychaeta; Sabellida; Oweniidae. The record is from the annotation of a GenBank genome assembly.
AUUGCAUUGCACUGAACGAACCGCUAGAUUUCAUAAGAGGAUCGGGAAGUAUUCCCUUCCUUUCCAUUAUUUUGGAGCUAAAGGGAACUAAAUGUACUGCAAACUAUGAGUUCAUCAAGCCAAGUACUCACACAGACGAUCCAAGAUGCUGUUCUCAAGCUGUGUACUCAACAGCUCUCAUUUUGUAAAUCCCUUGAGAUCGAUGGCAUCAUUUGUAUUUCGCAAGGUGAAGACAUUGCUAAGGAUAUUAUCGUGAAAAUGCACAGGACAGUCUUCAAGUCAGCAGAGUCGCAACCACUAGGAUAUGAAAUUGAUGGAGGCUCACAUUAUGAACCAAGUCAAACAUUUUCAUUAUUAGAGGAUGGUGUUAUAUGUGAGGAACCUCCUAGAGAUAUUACACCAUUAUCGUCUUUCAACACUAGCCCCCAAAAAUUACAAGGUAAAAAAACACGAAAAAGAAGUUUGGAUGAUGAAACUGCUUCAAGCUCAAAGCAGCACAAAAAAUUAGACAGUGUUGUAAUUAAGAUUGAAACAGAAGAUUCAAUAACCCUCGAUAGUGCUGAUGUAGGCGAUAAUGAGGAUAACUAUGAUGAUAGUUCAAAUUGGGCUAAUGAGGAAGACACUACUGAAUACAAAGACACCCCUAAGGAUAAAACUGUCAGCACAAAAGAUCCAGAUGAUGAUCUUGCCACCCAAGAUAAUCCUGAUUUUGGUGACAGUAAUCCUGAAUUUUGCCACAAUAACUUCCCCAGUCACGACAUGUCGGAAUUGAGUGGUUUUACGAAAACAGAGCAAAAUGAUGAAAACAACUAUUUUAACACUAUGACUGAGGAAAUGCAUGUUAAAACAGAAAACAAUGAAUCUGGUACACUUAACCUGGAAGACAAAUCAAUCUCAGAUUAUCAAAAUGGUUUCCCUGAUAACAGAUACACCCAGUUAAGAUAUUUGUGUCCAUGGUGCAACCAACGAUGUCAGAAUACGUGGUGUUUAAAACGCCAUAUAAGGAAACACACAGGGGAAAAGCCAUUCACUUGUGCUCAUUGUCAAAAAGACUUUUCUGAUAAAGGUAAUAUGCUGAAGCACGUCAGAGCAAAACACGAUAAUAACCAAUUGAACAUCCCGAGUUAUCCAUGUUCAGAAUGUUGGAAAAGUUUCCCGUCAGUCUAUGCAUUAGAACGUCAUAAAAGAAGCCACACUGGGGAAAAACCAUUUGCAUGUGAUCAGUGUCCAAGAAGAUUUAGCGAUAAAGGCAACAUGAAGAAACAUAGGAAAAAAAUUCACCAACCUGUCCUUGACAAAGAAUACCAGUGUGAAUAUUGUUCCAAACAAUUCAAUAUAUUGGGCUCCCUCAAGCGCCAUCUAUUAGUACAUUCAAAUGAACGACCACAUAUUUGUUCCUUGUGCCAAGCUGCUUUUAAAGAUCGUGGAAAUCUCUUAAAACAUCUGCAAACUAAGCAUGCAAAGUGUGAAUAGUAAAGUAAUAUGUAGCUCUCUUGAAUGAAAAAUACAUGUUUCACAAAUGUCUUUAAAAUCGUUAUUUCAUUGUAUUUUACCUGAAAUCAUAUGCCUACAUGCAACAUGUAUCGUAAUAUAUUUAUAAUAUAUUGGUAUUCUUGUUACAUUAAAGCUGAUUUAUGGCUGAUAUGGCGACAAGGACAACAGUAUCCUGGAAACCUGUUGAUUAAUCCAUUAUUUACUUUGAUACAAAUCUCUCAAAGUGAAUAAUGUGAUUUAAAAUGGUGCAAGAGUAUUUUAAUCAAAAUAUCUGGAUAGCCCCUUGUAUAAUGUACAUGUAGGAUCAGAUUUCUAGUUAUUAGAUAUGAAAUGUUAAAUAAAAUGUGGCUAAUGAAUUGUCUCAAUAUUAUAGUUGUAAAUAUGCACAUGAAAAUUAAACACAUUACCUCUUCUGUUUGUAGAUCUGAUAUUGUACAACAUAUGAAAUUGAAAUAAACAUAUUGUUACUUUAAGAUUAAGUAAUAAUCUGAUAUUGUACAACAUAUGA